UCAUUUUUUUCCCCCUUUGCAAUCACGAUUUCCACGCUGUUUAGAAAAAUGAGGAUGCUCAGCAGCAUAGGGCGAGUUUUUCCUUCCAACCUCCUUUUUUAUGCCUGCCAAAUCCUUCUCAGCUCCAAAAUGAAAAUCCAGGCUGCCUGCAUAUGUGUAAUCAAAGGUUAAAAAGCACCCUGGCUGACACCACGCAUGUGUUAAUCUGUGCUGCAGCAGAGUGCAUCAUUUCCACUUUGACCUCAGAGUUAAUCUGCAUUCAGGCUGAAGCUCCAUAGCUUUAUUCUUUUUUUUUUUUUUUCCCUCAUUUACUCUUUGUUGCUUUAUUGGAUUUUCCUGCAUGUGUGUCAGCGGUUCCGUAAAUGUGUAUGUGCUCCUUUCCUUGAUGUUUUUAUUCUGUGAGUGUCUGUGAUUUUCGCUUUUUGUUUGGGUUUCAUUUUUUUCCUUUUCUUCCAAUUAUAUUAUUUCCCUAGAUUUGGAAGCUGCUGCCUGCUGCCAGAGCUGACGUUUUCUGAUUAUAUCUGCAAAGGGCUUGUGCAGAUCUAAUUUCUCUCCCCUUGCAUAUUAAUUCCCGCAGCUGGGCGCAAUGUCUCAUCCCACUGACGGGACCUGGUAGGGAGGAGGGAGAACUACUACCAAAAAAAAAAAAAAAAUUAAAGAAGGGGACGGAUCCAUCUGCAACCGAGAGGAAAGGGGGAAAAAAGCUGGGGGGGGGGGGGGGGGGGCUGGAAUAGAGAUGAUUCCUCCAAAUCCAACAAGCCUGGGGAACACUGCAUUCUUGAAUCCUGCAUUUUCUCUCAAAAUGAUGGUGUGGGCACUUCUGUUCUUCUCUCUCAUCCAGUGCUCCACACAAAAGGGAGAUGAUGAUUAUGAAGACUACACUACAAAUAAGACUUGGGUUUUGACUCCCAAAGUCCAUGAGAGCGAUGUGACUCUUAUUUUAAAUGGUUUGCUGGAAGGAUAUGACAACAAAUUGAGACCUGACAUAGGAGUUAAACCGACAAUAAUUCACACUGACAUGUACGUAAAUAGCAUUGGCCCCGUGAAUGCUAUCAAUAUGGAAUAUACAAUUGAUAUAUUUUUCGCCCAAACGUGGUAUGACAGACGUCUGAAAUUCAACAGCACUAUAAAAGUGCUCAGAUUAAACAGCAACAUGGUUGGGAAGAUCUGGAUACCAGACACGUUUUUCCGAAAUUCCAAGAAGGCUGAUGCUCACUGGAUAACAACUCCUAAUAGGAUGCUCAGGAUCUGGAAUGACGGCAGAGUCUUGUACACACUGAGGCUGACAAUUGAUGCUGAGUGUCAGCUACAGUUACACAACUUCCCAAUGGAUGUCCACUCCUGCCCACUGGAAUUUUCAAGCUAUGGCUACCCCAGAGAAGAGAUCAUUUACCAGUGGAAGCGCAGCUCGGUGGAGGUGGGGGACACCCGCUCCUGGAGGCUCUACCAGUUCGCCUUCACAGGACUCAGAAACACAACUGAGGUGGUGAAGACUACUUCAGGAGACUAUGUAGUCAUGUCUGUCUUCUUUAACCUGAGCAGGAGAAUGGGUUAUUUCACCAUUCAGACCUACAUUCCCUGCACACUCAUUGUUGUCUUGUCCUGGGUCUCUUUCUGGAUUAAUAAGGAUGCAGUUCCAGCCAGAACAUCAUUGGGAAUUACAACUGUCCUGACAAUGACCACCCUAAGUACAAUUGCUCGUAAAUCUCUUCCCAAGGUCUCCUACGUGACAGCCAUGGAUCUUUUUGUGUCAGUCUGCUUUAUUUUUGUGUUCUCUGCACUGGUGGAAUACGGAACAUUGCAUUACUUUGUCAGCAACAGAAAGCCAAGCAAGGAUAAAGACAAAAAGAAGAAAAACCCACUUCUUCGGAUGUUUUCCUUCAAGGCACCUACUAUCGACAUCCGCCCCCGAUCAGCUACAAUUCAAAUGAACAAUGCUACACACCUCCAAGAAAGGGAUGAGGAGUAUGGCUAUGAGUGUCUCGAUGGCAAGGACUGUGCCAGUUUUUUUUGCUGCUUUGAGGAUUGCCGGACGGGCGCGUGGCGGCACGGCAGAAUACACAUCCGCAUCGCCAAAAUGGACUCCUACGCCCGCAUCUUCUUCCCGACUGCCUUCUGCUUGUUCAACCUGGUCUAUUGGGUAUCAUAUCUGUACCUUUAAAAGCAGUAGGAAAUCAGUGAUAUCAGCCUUACUCACUGAAUUUCUUAGAGAGAUGGUUUCCUAAAUCCACUUGAAGUAUUUAUGAUGCGCUUUAUAGUGAUCUGAAUUCUUUAGUGCCAUAAUCCCGUAAAUAUCAGUCAUCUCAUCUGUCCAAAAAUUGCCAUCAGGUUAUUGUGAAUUACAUGUCCAUUCCACAUGCCAAAAUAAUUUAAAAAUAAAAUCAUGUUGAUAGGUAAUAUACACCUAUACCUGCUGGAAUAGAGAGAAACAGGGCAGACAGGACAAAGGGAGCAUAGCAACGUCAUUUAAUGGUUGAUACUGUGAUUCCAAAUAGGAGUGAGAGAGAGGAGAAUUCCCAGGUAAAGUGCUGUACAGUUUGUUAACAUUGGCUAUAAUUAUGCUAUAGCUUUAUUCUCUGUGGGCUUUUCUUUUUGGAAGAGUCAUCUCUCACUUUGAAUAGGUAUUAUUAAGCUAGGAAAAUUAACUUCUACUCCCACCAAGAUGAAAACAGACCUUUCCCUUUGCCAUCCCUUUAAGAGCACAUGUACAAUGCUGUAAAUAUUUCAAUACCUUAUAGUACAUAAAGCCUAGUGCAUGCAUCUUUUGGGGGCCAAAAUUAAUGAAAAAGGUACUAUAAAGUUUUGUCUUUUACUUUGUGUCUCUGGAUGUGCUAUUGUAAUUGAAAUGUGGACAAACCUAAUUUUCUUUUUUCUUGAAAAAUUGCCCCUAUCCCUCAUGCAUGGAAGAUCCAAGCAGACAGCACUGUCAUGCAAGAUAUUAGAGAAGCCUUAAGGAUUCAACUAAACAUAUAGACAAAAUUGUUUGGCCAAUAUAAUAGCUCAUAAAGUGUAAUGUAUGUGUCCUCUGCAGUUGUAGCCUUCAUUUCCCAUUGUUAAUGUUGCUAUAUUUCAACUGAAUCUCCAGUAAUUAUACAUUGCAAGAUCAGCUUCCGAAUUUAAUCCAUGUGCUUCUAUUGUUCUUUUCCCACGUGGAGCUCCACUUUUUUCCUUACUCAAGUGUUUGUGGGGGUCUUUUAUUCUUUAAUUCAGUACAGGAAAUAGCUUUUAUUCUAGAUAUUAUUUCUACAUAAGAGCUUCAAGUUAAUUUUGAAACAUUAGUCCUUCUAUUGUAUAUACACACACAAUUCUCUGCCCAUUCAUGUCCUUGAUCAGCAAUAGUUGUUGUCAGUGCUGCUUUCACUCAGUGAGUACCUUUACUAAAACAAACCUUUACCAUGGCUAGCACAGAACUUAUAGAUAGCCUCAAAAACAAAAGGGAACGGAAGGUGUCUCGGCUACUAAAUCACAUGUAUGCAGUUAUGUAUGUAUUUAAAUCCUUCAACCCACCUGGGUGAAUCCUGAAAACCACUGGUUUUCAGAACCUGUAUGAUGCUCAAUUAUGCAACCUUAAGCACAUGUAAAUAUGACUGAUGGUUUGUUUUUUUUUCUUUUUUAAUUUGUCAAAGAUGCAAAAUACCACCUCCAGAAAAGUGGGCUUGCAGCUUGAAAAGGGAGACCUAUAGCUUAUCACUACAGAAUUAUUAUUAAUAGAAACGGAGGAAAAGGAAAGUUUUCCAAUGUCUGUAUAGUUUUGGAAAUAAAAAUGUAUAAAAAAGGAAUAUCUCUUGAUCAUCAAUUGCUCCUAGUCCAAUGUAUUUGAAAACAUUUUAAUAAAGGAAUUGCACACACCUGUGGACUUUUUCAAUAAAACUACUGCACUCAA
Molecule: messenger RNA, 3883 nt
Organism: Zonotrichia albicollis (white-throated sparrow)
Lineage: Eukaryota; Metazoa; Chordata; Aves; Passeriformes; Passerellidae
Gene: GABRG2
Product: gamma-aminobutyric acid type A receptor subunit gamma2
Biological process (GO): chloride transport; monoatomic ion transmembrane transport; gamma-aminobutyric acid signaling pathway
Cellular component (GO): membrane
Molecular function (GO): extracellular ligand-gated monoatomic ion channel activity; GABA-A receptor activity
Source: RefSeq, a predicted model, not a curated record